Molecule: messenger RNA, 4031 nt
Organism: Dimorphilus gyrociliatus
Lineage: Eukaryota; Metazoa; Annelida; Polychaeta; Dinophilidae
Source: the annotation of a GenBank genome assembly
UUGGUGAAAAAUUCUCUGCGGGCUUUGUUUGUAUCAUAACGACGGAGUACAAAUUUAAUAAAAAAUGUCGACCGGUCUGGGUUUGUCGACAUUGAGGGAAGAAGAGGAUGAGAUGGAAUGGUCGUCAGGAGAAGAAGAAUAUGUUGAAAGUGAAUACGAAGCUGAUGAAGAUGAAUAUGAACAACCAAAUGAAGAAGAUGAUGAUAAUGACGGUGAUUAUGAGGAGAAAAUGUCUACAUGGCGAAAUAAACCUAAUCAGUUCGAUAAUUUAUGUGAUGGCGUUGUUCAGGCUAUAACAAUGGUCCAUUCAGCCUUAACAGAGACCCUUUUAAUGAAAGAUAAACUAUUAGAACAUCAUUUACCUCCGAAUGUUCUUGUCGAAUUAUCCUUAACAUCUACAAAAUUAUAUAGAAGUGUUAGUGAUAUGAACACGCCUGUUUACGAAUUAAUAAGACUAGUCCGUCUCUACUCUACCCCUUGGGAAGAGAAAAGUGCUGCUUUAAAGAAGUUACAUGAAGAUUAUGAUAGAAAAGCUCGCCAACUAGAUGUUGCAGUUAAACGCCUUCAAAUGGUUGACGCUCAAGCUCUUAGAAUGGCUAGAGAAAGACGCAUUCUUAAUUGGGAGAAGCUCUUCUCUAAAAUCUCCUGCUCGAAAGGACAUGGGAGGAGAUGGAAAUUUCUUAUUGAUUCUUUUAAGAAAAGAGUAAAAGAAGGGCCAGAGUCUUUUCAAGAUUAUGUAAAUACUCUUGACCAAGACGAUCAAGAAGACUCGGAGGAUGAAGAAAAUGCCAUUUUGGAGGCAGCUGCGGAAAGAAUCAUUACUCCUAGUGAAGAUAAACAAAGUACUGGAAAGCUGGAUAGUGAAACUUUCACAGACAAAAAUGAUUCAGAGACAGAAACGGAGAGGGAUGGAGAAUCGGCAAAAGUGCAAUCCGAUAAAGAAAAGUCACCUGUACCAGAAAAAGUUGUCUAUUUUAAGCCUGAAACGAAAGAUGCUUGUGUGUAUACUAAUGAACCGGUCUAUGAUAGAAAACUCCAUAUCCGUCUCUAUAAACCGCAAGAUAUUACUCAAUCACAACUUAAAUCGGUUGUUACGUAUGGCAGUCAAUACUUUAAAACUGGAAUAUUGGACGUUCCCAUUUCACCAGAACCGACAGAAGACGCUGCAGAGCAACAACCUCCACCUCUUCGAAGACCUGGUAGAGGUAGAUUAAUUGGAAGUAAAAAUACUAAUGGAGUUCAGAGGCCAACUGCAGCUAAAAAAGAUAAGAAGAAUUCAAAACGACAUUUUGAAGAGUGCAUUCUUUUAGUUAAUGAGGAACAUGGAGUUACUUGGGUUGAUGGUAGAAAAGAGGAAAAAUCCUCUUUUAAAGAUAAUAUAAGGAUAGCCCUGCAUCAUGGGGAAAAUGAAGAUAUGUUUGCUUUAGCAACUGUGGAAAUUGAGGAACUAGAAAAGCUAGAAUUACCUUCCGUUUUUCUCCGACCAGAUAUUGGAGACGAUCCAGAUUUGUCAAAUCCAUCAACAUCAACAUUUGUAUCUUAUCAGCAAGAGGAGAAAAAGCGUCUUGAAAAAGUUCACAUUGAAGAAGAAGUUGAAAAUUUUGAACCGAUGAAUUAUCCACUUUAUUCCAUCCAUACUGGUCUUGCUGAUGCUAUGCACAUGCCUUGUGGGCAGCAACCACUUCUUUUCUUUUGGGUUAAAAGAGAAAUACCUAAAACUGUUCACAAAUUGACAGAAAGCGAGACGGUUGAAGAAAUAGUUUAUGAUGUAACCGGCUUCGAUAUGUCAAAAGUCAGUAAAGAAGACCUUCACCGAGAUACGGAUUCAGUGGCUCUCUCAGCUCCUAGAUUUACACCUGAACCUGUUGAGGAAACUGUUUCGAAGAAUGAAUAUGAGAAAAUGAAGGAAAAUUAUGAAGAAAAAUUCCUACAACUGCAAGAAGAAUAUGAAGGAAGAUUAGAACAUCUAGUUAAUAGCCUAAAUAAUUUAAACAAUGAAGUAAAUAAACCUUCAAAGACGGAGGAUGUUCGAACAGCUGUUAGAACUCCUUCUCCAAAAAUAAAAACUACUCUACAAGGUCCAAAGCCCCCAAAUAUACCACAAAGUACAAGGUAAAUCUUAUCAACUAUACAUUUUUUUAAAUAAUCGAAAUUAUUACUUCAGUCCAAUUGAAGAUGUCCCUAAACCAAGAAGGAAGAUUUUGAAAACUGCUCCUCAAUAUGGUAGUAAUCUUCCUAAGAGUGUAAGUAACACAUUUAUCUUGUAUUUUAAGCAUUAAAAUCAGAUAUUGAUUUUUAUUUCUAUUGCAGUUCUUUGAACGGUUAGCACUUUUCCAAGAUUUAUCAGAGAGACAUAAAAAGGAACUGCAGGAAGAGCAAUUAAAUUCACAGUUUACAGCCAAUGAACAGAAAUUGGCAGCUGAAUUUAAACUUCAUAAACCAGGAUCAAAUGAUCUAAAUGAAAAUUUACAAGACGUUACUUUACCGGCAGUCUUUCAAGCAAUGCGGGGUAGUAGUAUCUAUAACCCACGAGCGUCAAAAUAUUUCCAUCCUACUGGAAGUAAAGGAUUACGACUCACUCAGCCACCUUCUAUGGUUCAACUUCCACCUCUACCAAAAGGGCGCCUACCCGUUGUUAACCUAUUUGAAAUGAAUCAAAACUCACACAAAAGUGGCACUGAAUGGUUAAUUGAUAGAUAUAUACAUCAACAACGAGAGAGGGAACAAAAGGAUGAUAUUUACGUUCCAGCCGAAUACGAAAAUGAUCCUAUUGAACCUCAAAUUGCAGAAAUGCCCGAAAUGACUGAAUGUGAUUAAAAUCAAAAGUGCCUAAUAAUGUAUUUAUUAACAAUAUUUAGGUAAAAUUAAAUGUAUAUUUAUUAUUUUUUGAAAAUUUUUUGCAUGUUUUCUUCCUUUUUCUUUUUUUUAAAGUAUUGUAUUUAGUGGCCAAAUUUUUCGAAUAAUUUAUUUAAUUAGUGCCAAAUAAACAAAGCUGUUUUUUUUUGUUUAUAUAAAAAUAAUACUUUUAUUAAAAAUAUAAGACACAUAAAACCUUUUAUUGUCCGCCAUCGCAAUAGAACAUUCUAAUAGAACAAUCAGCGCCAUCUUUAGAUACGGAUACCUUAAAACGUUAUUUUGUUCAAGGUAAAGUAUUAGUGUCUAUAAAAAAAAUGAUUAACUUAUUUGAACAAAUAAAUAAUUUCACAAAGUAGUUCAAGGAAGUAUGUUUAAAAGUAAAGUCUGUUUGUAUCUAUGGUUAAAAAAUAGUUAUGUCGACCAUUCGGGGUUUAUUUCUCUCCAACUUGUGUCUUUCGUCGGUUAUACGUCUUAGAUGCUUUAUUUCGUGAAGAAUUCUUUUAGCGUGAUGAUCAUUAACAAUUGGAAGAUCCUUGAUAAAAAACAUAACAAAAAUAAAUAUAACGUAUUAUCUUAUUUAGAAUCCGUUGGUAUCUUAUCUAAAUGCGAUUAUUAUUUGUAUUUCGGAUGAAAGUCUUACCAGGCCUAGAUUAUUUCGAGUGAUCAUUUAAGUGGAAUAGAUAAUAAAUUAGGUAAAAUAGCCGCAAAAAAAUAAAAUAAAGCGUACUUCAAUUAUUAUGUCGUAUAAAGACUACAUUUUGCCUUUAAACUAAUCCUAUAGAUAUUUAUGAGAGUAACAUAUUUUAUAAUAUUUAGCAGAUAUUAUUUAGUUGAAGGAUACAAUUCAAACAGAACAAUGCAAAGAAUUUAUAUUUAUCUCGCAAGUUAUCGUAAAAAUUUAAAAUAAAGUAGAUACUCUUAAACUGCUGUCUCUGAUACAAAAUAAUGUCACAUUGAUGAACAGACUAAUUAAAUUGCUAAUUUAGCUGUAAGAGAUAUGUCAACAUUUUUCAAUCUACUACAAAAGCUUACCUUUAAAUCGUACAACUCUAAAAUGAGUAAUUGCUUUCCAUUAAUUUGAUAUGAAGUAAAUAGGUCACAAUAUUCCUUAAAACCCAAGCUCACUAACCAUUCGGUUACCUCACAAACAGUCCAGUUUUCAACAUUUAAUACUU